Molecule: messenger RNA, 1506 nt
Organism: Aspergillus terreus NIH2624
Lineage: Eukaryota; Fungi; Ascomycota; Eurotiomycetes; Eurotiales; Aspergillaceae
Product: T6SS phospholipase effector Tle1-like catalytic domain-containing protein
Exons: 2
Coding region: 1-1506 (501 amino acids)
Source: RefSeq, a predicted model, not a curated record
AUGUCGCGAUCAAGCAGCGAACAACGAUCAGACUGUGGCUGCGAGCCACCGCGAGAGCUGGUGCUCUGCUUCGAUGGCACGGGCAACACUUUUCGCGCGGACGGAGGAGAGAGUAACAUCCUGAAGAUCUUCCGCAUGCUCGAUCGAACCAAAGAAAACCGAUGUAAGUUCCUGUCCACAGUCAUGUCAAGGAAGCUGCUCACCGACUUAGACUGCUACUACCAGCGAACGAGCAUCACGGCCGGCAGCUUCGCCAACGCCUUCAACCCCUUCAGCAACCUCCCCACGUCGAAAAUCUUCGACCAAGCCCUAGCCACCUCGUUCGACCAGCACGUCAUCGGUGGCUACCGCUUCAUCGCCCGCCGCUGGCAGCCCGGCGCAAAGAUCUACCUGUUCGGCUUCUCCCGCGGCGCCUACACAGCCCGAUUCCUCAACGAGAUGCUCGACUUUGCCGGCCUCAUCUCCGCCGACAACGAGGAGAUCAUCCCCUUCGUCUGGGAAGCCUUCGUCAAGUAUAAGUUCUCCGACAAGGGCCGCGAGCGGCACCAGACCCACGCGGAGCUCAACGUCUGCCGCGACACCAUGUGCCGCUCCGUCGGCUACGUGCAUUUCCUCGGCCUCUUCGACACCGUCAACAGCGUCGCCGAGUUCAACCUCGACGAAAGCAAGGACACACGCAUCCAGCCCAACCCGACCAUCAUGCGCCACGCCGUCAGCCUCGACGAGCGCCGCAUCAAGUUCCAGCCCGUGCUGUUCCAGCCCGCCCGCGCCCGCGACCAGGUGUCCAAACGCGGCCGCGUCAGUACGUGGGACGCGCAGGCGGAGGCGGGCGCGACGACCCCCAUGGGGAAGGACUCGGAGGACGGGUCGGCGCAUUCGGAUCCUGUCUUGCAUGACGACUUUGAGGAGGUGUGGUUUGCAGGCGACCACAGCGAUGUCGGCGGCGGAUGGCCGGCGGAUAAGUGGGCGGCCAGCCAGGUCCCGCUGAUGUGGAUGAUUCAGGAGGCGACGCGCGCAGGUUUGACGUUCCAUGAGGACCAGCUUAAAGACUUGGGAUGCUUUGACCCGACGGCCGAGAAGUUCGACGACCAGGUGAUGCGGAUCGCUGAGAAGGCGGAGCUGCAUGAUUCCCUCGACUACGACAGUGGUAAGGGCAUCGAGACCAUGUUCUGGCGGUUCCUUGAGUGGUUCCCAUGGAAGCGGCCGGCCGUCCAGCCUGAUGGCUCGAUCAAGGAGACGCGCUGGCAUUUUAAGGGGCUGCGCCGGCCGUUGCCUCCCGAUGCAAAGAUCCAUGGCAGUGUUAUUCGUCGCAUUGUCAACGAUCCUGACUAUCGUCCGUACAACCUGGGCUUUGGCAAGAAGUCGCGGCAGAUGGACUAUGAGACGGAGAGGCGGGAAUUCCAUUCAUGGCAUCAUGUCAAGAAGUCGGGGCUGACGGAGUAUUGGAUCAAGAGGCCUGAUCGAGGUCGAAGUCAGCACAAGUUGGGUUAUCGGACUACGGUUUGA